Molecule: messenger RNA, 497 nt
Organism: Ceutorhynchus assimilis (cabbage seed weevil)
Lineage: Eukaryota; Metazoa; Arthropoda; Insecta; Coleoptera; Curculionidae
Source: the annotation of a GenBank genome assembly
UGCAAUUACUGCAUUAUUGCAUUAAAAGUGAAAAACUGGAAGCUUCAAAAUGUUACUAAACCUGAUACUUGUAAAUGUAUUUGGUAUAGUCUUAAUAUCGACGUUGUCCGAAUCGAAAAUCAUGACCAAAUGCGAAGUCGCCAAGGCUCUAAGACAAAAAGGAGUACCGGAAAAGGAAGUACCGACUUGGGUGUGCAUCGCGAAUGCCGAAUCACGUUUCGACACGCACGCAGUCAAUCGCAAAACUUGGGACUAUGGCAUAUUCCAGAUCAGCUCGCUCUAUUGGUGCCAAUCUGGCGAUAAACCUGGCAAAGGAUGCAAUCUGAGUUGCAACAGUUUACUUCACGACAACAUCUCGACCGACAUCGAUUGUAUACGUAAAGUAUACGCCGAAACUGAAGCCAUUGGACAACGUCCAGGUUUCAAAGCCUGGACCACCUGGAAACCACAUUGCUCCGGCGAUAAUCGUCAGUGGGUGCAGGGAUGUUAAUAAUUAG